Lobosporangium transversale is the source of this 234-nucleotide messenger RNA. RefSeq lists its product as hypothetical. NCBI's taxonomy places the organism in Eukaryota, Fungi, Mortierellomycota, Mortierellomycetes, Mortierellales, Mortierellaceae. The record is from RefSeq and is a predicted model, not a curated record. The annotation marks the transcript as partial. The transcript has a single exon. Gene Ontology annotation, molecular function: nucleic acid binding.
CACCAAGAGAUGGCGGCACAGACUAGUGGAUUCCAUGUACCGGUAGCCCAUACCAACAAAGGGCAUGCCAUGCUUAGCAAGAUGGGUUGGAAAGCAGGAACUGGAUUGGGUGUUGCUGGUCAGGGUGUGGUUGAGCCUAUACAAUUGAUGGUGACAGAUCGAAAGGCGGGGCUGGGAUCUAAAGCCUUGCAAACCCAGGGCGAUGCUGCCUCACGGACGCCGGAGACCCCUGGU